Messenger RNA from Gopherus evgoodei (Goodes thornscrub tortoise), 4199 nucleotides. It is a transcript of the gene CA14, whose product is annotated as carbonic anhydrase 14. Lineage: Eukaryota; Metazoa; Chordata; Testudines; Testudinidae. The record is from RefSeq and is a predicted model, not a curated record. Bases 210 to 1229 code for a protein of 339 amino acids. Gene Ontology annotation, cellular component: plasma membrane. Gene Ontology annotation, molecular function: zinc ion binding; carbonate dehydratase activity. The transcript has 11 exons.
UGAGGUCUGUGUUCUGAAGUCAAGGGGAAAGUGGAGAAUAUCGCAUUGGUCACCAGACUUCAGAGCUGCUGGGGCAGCAGUCUGUGCCUUUCCCCUCCAGCUGAGGCAGAGAAGAGUGGGAUCCUCUCUGGGGCAUAUUUAUUAUCCCCCCCCCCAAAAAAAUCAACUCCCCCCGCCAAAUCACCUGCCACGACUCUGUGCUUUGGAAGAUGCUUCUUGCUUUAAUCCUCCUGCAGGGUUUUUCCCAUGCCCUGGCUGCAAAUCAAGGUUCCCACUGGACAUACAGAGGCCCCCACGGCCAGGAGCACUGGUCAAAUGACUACCCGGACUGCGGGGGACAGGCCCAGUCCCCCAUUGAUAUCCGGACCAAGUCCGUGCAGCACGACCCAGCCCUACCGCCUAUUGAGCCCCAGGGAUACCGGAGCCCUGGGGUUGGGGCCUUCACCCUCCACAACAACGGGCACACAGUGGAGAUGUCCUUGCCCCCGUCCAUGUUCCUCCGGGGGCUUCCACAGACCUAUGCGGCUGUCCAGCUGCACUUCCACUGGGGCAACGAUCAGGACGAGGGGUCGGAGCAUCAGGUGAACGGGGAGAGUUGCCCUGCUGAGCUGCACAUCGUGCAUUACAACUCGGAGAGCUACGCCAACAUCACCGAGGCCAAGCAGCAGGCAGACGGCCUGGCCGUGCUCGGCAUCUUCAUCGAGGUUGGUGACGUGGCCAACCCUGCCUAUGACAACAUCUUCAAUCAGCUAAAGAACAUCCAGUAUGCAGGUCAGAAUGUCUCCAUCCCGCCCUUCGACGUUCAUGAGCUGCUGCCCAGGAAGCUGGGCCACUAUUUCCGCUAUAACGGCUCCCUGACCACGCCGCCCUGUUCCCAGAACGUGCUCUGGACCGUCUUCCAGCAGCGGGUGCAGAUUUCCAGCUCCCAGCUGGAGGGGCUGUACUCCACCAAAGCUGCGAACUCCGUGCCUCUGGUGGACAAUUACCGAGCCCCUCAGCCGCUGAACCAAAGGGUGGUGUUCUCCUCCUUCCCCGUGGGUCCCUCAGCCUACUCUGCAGGCGAAAUCGUUGCCAUCGUUUCUGGGACCCUCUUCGGCUGCCUCAGCAUCUUUCUCACCAUCCACUUUGGGAUGAAGAGAAUACGAAUGAAGAGGAUCCGGGAGCAAAAGGAUGUUGUGUUCAAAUCCUCUUCCAUCCGUGCAGUAUCAGGCGACAGCCACCGCCCCUGAACCCCAAGACUUGCCCCAACUCCUCUGCCUCAGCCUCUGUGGGGCAACGACACAGACACCCCAAGGGUCGGCAGGCCUGGAGACGCGCUAGGCAGUCUAGCUGUAGAAGUAAUGCCCAUGCAGCCCCAGGAGGUUCCCCUUCAGGGGUUACUUCCCACCCAGCCUGGGGAGGGCACACAGAGCCACCCCCCCAGGCACCAGGGCCCAUCCAGCCUGGGGCUGGGAGUGGCUCAUAGCCGUUCCCAUCAGCUGCCUGCUGGGUGGCAUCUGUGAGACGAGUCAGUGGGUCUCAGCCCAGUCCCCGUCACACAGCACAACAUAUGGCCCCGUCACACGAACCCACCAGCAGGGCUGGUACUGCCAGCAGCCCAGGGGUCUUGCAUACUAACCCCCCCACCCCAGUGCACCUCUGCCAAAGGCCAAGGCCCACGAGCAGGGCUGUGGGGACCGGGGAGGGGAAGUUUGCUGUGCUGUUUACCUGGAGUGUACCUGCUCUGUGGUAUAACUGGGUGUCAACCAUACCUCUCUUGCCCGCAAUGAAACCCCCAGAACAGCCUGGGUAAGCAGCAAUGCGGCGUGGGGGCACGGUGCGUGACACACUGCCACUCUCCCUGAUGCUGUCGUGUUACACUGCAGAGCGGGUGUGGUGCAUGGCACAAGGACGCUGUCUUCCCUGACACUGCAGCUCGCGGAUCUAACCUCCCCAGGCCGAGGGUCCCUUCCCUCCGAUAACUCUCUCCCGUGAAGGCCUGGUUGCCAUUUUGCAGUGUUCAGGCAGGCUACACAGCUCCAAGAUGCAAGAGCGAAUCCAGCAUCCCUGGCCCUGCGCCGGUCCUGUCUAUGUCCCUGCCCCCGGGCUGUCAAUGCACUGGGGAGAGGUAGCAUCUCUGGAGCUUUGCAGGCUGCUAGCAAACACAGCAGUUCAGGGCAGGCAGGGUUGUUCCCCCGAUGCUGGUCUGGACACAGUGGUUCUAACUGGAAAUAAAAUGCCUGGCCAAGUCUCUCCAGCUGUUGCUGUCAGAGCUUCCCCCUCUCCAAGAAAGGGUUAAAACUAACCCACAUCCCAGUGUUCAUCCCUUAAAGCUGCAAGGUGCUUAAAGAUCCCCAGGGAGGGAGGAGGAAUUACUCCCUUUUCAGCAUACGGGGAAGUCUCUCCUCUCCCAGCUGCUCCAGUCAGGCCUGUCUAUUUACCCAUUGUCCCUAAGUGCUGCCCUGUCCAGCAGCACAGGGUGUUUGGCCAGGAGGUCCCUGCAGCCCCCUUCCCUCACUUGGGGCACAGCCCACUUUCCAUCACCCCCACUCCAGCCCCCUCUGAGGGAGGUUUUUGGGUAUAGCUGAACUGUCAGGGGUGCAGACCUACAUCGCUCACCCUAGAAUUCAGUCCCGAUUUCUCAGAGGGGUCGCUUGCUGGACUGCUAUGACCCAGCUAAGCCAGGGAAACAGGGUCAGACAUUGAGCUAGCUGGAGAAGCUGUGACAAACCAUAUUGCAGGGGGAAGAUGCACGUCUAUCAAAACCUGAACCCUCUGCAAAAUCCGGCCAUUCUGCCAGAAUUUUGUUUCAGACAAAGCAGGUAGGACCAACAGUGAAGUGGCCCAGGGUGACAUUUUGGGAACAAAACGUUUAAUUUUGUUUUGGGAAACAACUUGCCAUAGUUUUUUAAAAUGUUGCCUUAUGUUCUCUAACCCAACAUAAAAAUCAAGGAGUCAAAAAUCAAGAGGUUUUGAGCACCGAAGUUCCCUGGAGAAUUUGGAAGUUUCAGUUUUUGUUCCAACGUGGCACAAAGCCAGAUUUAGAAAUCUCAAAAAUCCUUUGUGAAAUGGAACUUGCACCCACCCCGCAGUGCCAGCUGGAGCCAGGACUGCUUUGCAUCUCUCUGGACUUGUCUAUACAGUGCAUUAAUCCACCCCAGCUGGGGUGUAAAUUCCAAUGUACACCAGCAUUUCACACCUAAACUAGGCCGUUUGGGCCAGGCUUCCGCGCACUAAAAGUUCCCUAGUGCAUGUUAAGGUAGGACCGUUUGAAAGGGGCCUACAUUAGCGGGUUCUAGGGAAUGUUUAGUGCAUGCCAGCAGGGGCCACAAGGGACAAGCUGGUGCGCACUAGAAUUUACGCCACACCUGGUUUCAUGAACACACUGUGCAGACGAGCCCUCAUUCAUUGCCUUGCUGUUUUUCUAGCACCCUCAGUCCUGAGAUCUGAACCAUCGACCCUGACAGCGUGAUGAGUCUUUAUUUCGGUGACAGGGAAACAGAGGCAGGGAAACAUCACCCAUUAGUUCUUGCUAACAGCUGCCAACAACCCAGAAUGCACAUUUAGAGGCAGAUACCCAGAACCCAGUCACCAUGGCAGAAACACUGCUGCAUAGACAAACCACGGCCUGUUACUCAGGAGAGGCAGCUGCCUCCUGCAUUGUAGGACUGGUGUGAACUUGCCAAAGCCCCGUGCUCCCCCUGUUGGUGGCUAGGCACUUCCAAACCCUGCUUCUCAGCUAUUCGAUGGGUAAGUUCUGCAUCACAGGAAGCGAGAAUAAAGAGCAAGUCUGUGCCACAGAAAGCUAGUUAGAGAGUUCUACUCCCACCCCCUAUCCAGCUGGGCUGCUCACUCAGCAGCACCUACAUUUGGAGUAAUAUUUUCUGCCCAGGGAUGGUUCAAGGGUUAAGGAGUUCAGCAUGUAAGGCUUAGCUGGAAGAGGUGAGAAAAGGAACUUGGUAAGAAUCACAAGUAGGCUGGUUCCAAGCUACUGGACUGAAGAAGUAGCCAGGCUGAUGGGAGAGAUUUCACAAUGAAAGUGCGUUUUCGCAACUCUCCGAGGCUCAGCUGAGCAUGUUGCAAGGGGUCGCUCAGCAAGUGCAGUGUGGCCCAGAGGGGUAGGGCGCUAGACAGGGGUGCAGGAAAGUUGGGUUCUAUUCCCAACUCUGCCACCAACCUGCCACCUGAUCUUGGGCAAGUCAAUUCAACUCUGUGCCUCA